UGCUUGCUGGGAAAUGGUAAGGCCAGGCCUCACCCUCUUCUCACUAUCCCUUUUUUUCUGAUCUCCUCCCUCCAGGCUGCUAUCCUCUGCUCCAAAUCAGCGCCUCCCAGUUCUGCUCUGCUCUGGCUCCUGGAGGACAGCAGGACUCCAGGGAAGGACUAGAGUAGGUACUGAGAAGACAGCUGACACCAGUUUCUAGGAAGGAGAUAACGUUGGCUCAGUGUCCUUUUCAGAGAGAUGGCUCCUAGGACCCAAGGGAAGAUCGGGAAUCUAAGGUGGGAGUUCCUUUGCUGAGCCCCCUGAAUCUGAACCUCCUGCAGACUUGUCAAAAGCCUGACCUUUGAACUCAGAGGAGGCCAGGCAAGAUGGCCCAAAACAUGGUGACUGUGAAUGGAGUCAGGGUGGCCUCCACCUCAUCCCAGCCCACUCACAUCAGCAUCCAUAUCCACCAGGAAUCCGUGCUGUCGCAGCUGCUGAAGGCAGCGGGUUCCCUGAAGAGGUUUCUUUCUCAACCUGGAGACACUGGACCUUCCAAGGCCAGGACGAGCAAGGAACAACUAGCUCUCGCAGUGAUGCAGAUAGUGCUGGGGGUCGUGAGCUGCACUCUUGGGGUCAGUCUCUCCUUUGGGCCCAGGACUGAGCUGCGUGUUUUGGGCUGUGCAUUCUGGGCAGGAUCUGUGGCAAUCGCAGCAGGAACAGGGGCCGCUGUCCAUGAGAGAUGCCGGGGGAAACUUUUAGGCUGUGUGUCUGGUCUGCUCACUCUGGCUGGCAUCGCUGCCGCUGUGGCUGCAGUUGUCUUUUCUGUGAGGAGCAUCAUCUGGCAAAACAACGAUCUAAACUACUCCAAGUUCAACUCUGUGUGUGAUAAUUUAGACCCUGUGGCCACAACCACUUCGUACGAAUGGAGGACAGAGAAUUGCAGAAACUUUAUGAAAAUGACCCUGAAACUCUUCUUGGGAUUCUGUAUCCUGCUCACAGUGGUCUGUAUCCUGAACGUUAUUGUGUCUUUGGCUUCCCUGAGAUGGUGUCUUCGAAGUAUGAGUGGCCAGAGUUCCCAGCCCCUGGAUGAGGAAGGGUCAGACCAGAAACUUCUGGGGGAGAAUCCAGAGUCCCCUUCCGCUUCCAAGGAGGACACCUUAACUGUCAUCAACCUCUGAGCUGCUGAAGACCCUGCCAGGUUCCUGACUGCUCCUGUCAGUGCAGCCCAGGGCCCGUGGGGAUGACAGGAAUUGCCCCCAGAAGCCCUCCUGGCCCUGCACCUGCACGCGCCUUUGCCACAGCAGCUAUGCAGCCCUCCUUCUUCUCUUCCUGCUGUCCUCUCCCAUCAUCCCCUCUCCAGUGCCUUCUGUUCCAGGAAGAACUAUCGUCACAUUUCCCACAAUGCUGAUUAAACAGGAAAAAAAUUUUUCUCAGGAAGAUGGGCUUCCGCUUUGUUUACGUAUGUCACAUGGGAACGGCCUCCCCUGUGUGAGAUGUGUGCUCUCCUUACCUUCUCGAGUCUGCAGCCCACUGUCAGGAAAGCUUGAGCCUCAAAGUACUGACAGUCCCCAUCCCCAACUCAGGAGAGAAGUUAGAAGUGCAAAGAAAUUUAGAACAACUUAGUUUCAACAUUUAUUUUACCCCAGCAAUGGAAAAAUGGAAGCCCUUCGUUCAUCGAUUUUCUAUCACUAUAACAAACGCCAGGUAUAAUCAAUUUAUAAAGAGAAAGGGUUUGGGGGGCUGGGGAUUUAGCUCAGCGGCAUAAGCACUUGCCUUGCAAGCAGGCAGUCGUGAGUUUGAUCCCUGGUACCGAUAAAAACGAAAAAGACAAAAAAAAAAAAAAAAAAAAAAAAGAGAGAGAGAGAGAAAGGGUUUAGUUUGGCUUGUGGUUUUGGAGGUUUCAGUCCAUGGUUUAUUGGCCUUAUUCCUUUAGCCCCAUGGCGAGGGAAUACAUCACGGCAGAAAAAUAUGGUGUAAACUGCUCACUUCAUGGCCAGGGAGGCUGACAAAGGCAGAAGAAUAAGUGGCCAGCAUUGCACUGUCCCCGAGAACCUCUUAUCAGGUACCGCCUUCCACAGGUUCCUUAGCUCAGUAGUCUGCUCCUGGGACCUGCCCAGCACACAUGCGGAGGGAGGGCACUGCCCAAGAAUCUGUGUCUUGAGACCGGUUUCUGAGUUACAAGUGGCCCCUCAUCUUGACUCAGGGGUUCUGCACCUUCUACCCGCAUCUAUAAAACAGUAUCAGGUCAACAUGUCGUUCCUAUGUCUUGCCGUAUAUAAGGUUUAGGGUACCGAGAGACCUCAGAUCUGGUUGAGGAGUUCAUAAGCUGAACAGGAAGAGAGGCAUAAAAACUCUAUCUUACAAGGAAAGAAUAUUUAUCACACGACUGCCAGAUUUUUGAUACAGCAGGCAGCAAGGUGGUAUGCUAAUGACUGUUGGAUAACGACAGCUACAUCAUGAGGCGCCAUCAGAGCAGGUGGUGGUGGUGGGGUGAAGAUGCCAUAGGUUUUUUGAACCAUAAUAUCUGAGUUGGGACUAUGUCUUGUGCCCAGCCUCCUGUGGGGUGUUAGUAUGUAUUCACUGAAUGAACAAAUGAAGUUUCUUUCCUUUUUGGGGGUGGGAGCUAGGGGAAAGGCUGAUUUUUGUUUUCACUUCUAACUUCUGUAGAAAGAUUCUGGUGGUCCCAACUUGUGCUGUUCACAGUGUGAUUCACUGCUUGACAAAUGGGAAAUAUCAGGAGCUUGCCAGAGAAAAAAAUAUCCACCCCCCCAGAUAGGCCAAUGGCAUUUGAUUGUCCCGAGACCCCAGGUCUUGUGUGCCUGGGAAUUUUUUAAAUGCUCUGAUGUACACUUCUUGAUGGCCUGAAAGAGAAAAUAAAAUUCACAUGUGGAA
Cavia porcellus (domestic guinea pig) is the source of this 2871-nucleotide messenger RNA. It is a transcript of the gene Tmem176b, whose product is annotated as transmembrane protein 176B. The transcript is spliced from 9 exons. Bases 366 to 1157 code for a protein of 263 amino acids. Gene Ontology annotation, biological process: negative regulation of dendritic cell differentiation. The record is from RefSeq and is a predicted model, not a curated record. NCBI's taxonomy places the organism in Eukaryota, Metazoa, Chordata, Mammalia, Rodentia, Caviidae. Gene Ontology annotation, cellular component: membrane.